AUGCAGUCGAACGUCAAGGAUGGGUAUUAUGCCGUCGAAUUGAAUCGCACGGUUUGGGUUAUCCCGAACCAGUACCAAAAUCUGACACCAAUUGGGACAGGCGCCUACGGGACCGUAUGUUCGGCGGAUUGUACAAAGACAAGUCAACGGGUGGCUAUUAAGAAGUUUUCUCGGCCUUUUCAAUCGCCGAUUCAUGCCAAACGGACACACCGUGAAAUCCGACUUCUCCGCUGUAUGAAUCAUGAAAAUGUCAUCGAUCUACUGGACGUAUUCACCCCCGAUAAAACGAUGGACUCCCUCACCGACGUCUAUUUCGUAUCAAUCUUGAUGGGCGCCGAUCUGUCAAACAUUCUGAAGAUACAGCGGCUCAACGACGAGCAUAUCCGCUUCUUGAUAUAUCAAAUUUUGCGCGGGUUAAAGUACAUCCAUUCGGCGGGCGUGAUUCACAGAGAUCUGAAGCCAAGUAAUAUUGCCGUCAACGAGGAUUGUGAGUUGAAGAUCCUGGAUUUUGGCUUGGCACGACAGACAGACUCCGAAAUGACGGGCUACGUUGCUACACGAUGGUAUCGCGCGCCGGAGAUUAUGCUCAAUUGGAUGCACUAUUCUCAGACGGUGGAUAUCUGGUCGGUCGGAUGUAUCCUGGCAGAGCUCAUCACCGGGCGUACCAUCUUUCCAGGAGCCGACCAUAUCGACCAGCUGACACGCAUCAUGAGCAUUGUAGGCACGCCUAGUGAAGAGUUCUUGGCCAAAAUCCAGUCGGAAGAGGCACGCAACUAUAUAAGGAAUCUGCCGAGGAUGCCACGCAAGGACUUCAAACAGAUAUUCCCCUCAGCCACCCCUGAUGCCAUCAGCCUUCUUGAAGCCAUGCUUAAUCUGGAUCCAGAUCGACGACCUACCGCUUCAGAGGCUAUGGAACACCCGUACCUCUCGCAAUAUCACGAUCCAAAUGACGAACCGACCAGCGAGGUGCUACAGCUCGAUGACGACGCCGAAUUCGCGAUCGAGCAGUGGCGUCAACUUAUCUGGAAAGAAAUUGCGGAAUAUCGAGCCGUAGCGGCUGGUGAAGACCAAAUGCAAUAC
Molecule: messenger RNA, 1080 nt
Organism: Mesorhabditis spiculigera
Lineage: Eukaryota; Metazoa; Nematoda; Chromadorea; Rhabditida; Rhabditidae
Source: the annotation of a GenBank genome assembly